AUGGCUGCAUCGUGGAGCAACGUUGCUACACACCCGGCUGCACCUGCAAAACAAGAACUGCCACAUGUGAAGCGCGGGGAGGAAACGCCGCUCUACGUCCUGUGCACGGCCGGGAUGCGGCUGCUGCCCGAGCGGCAGCAAGCUGCAAUCCUGGAGGACUUGGUGAGAAACGUGCCCCUGGAGUUUGAUUUCCUCUUCUCCAAAUCACACGCAGAAGUGAUCUCGGGGAAACAGGAAGGUGUCUAUGCUUGGAUCGGCAUCAACUUUGUCCUGGGCCGGUUUGAUCACGAGGACGAGGAGGAUGCGGUGGUCACUGUGGCGCUGGGGGACCAGGGAGAGUCCCUGGUUCGGAAACGAACGGUUGGGAUCCUGGACAUGGGCGGUGCCUCCCUGCAGAUUGCCUACGAAGUGCCCGACUCGGGAGCCUUCUCCUCCCCGCAGCAGGAGGAGGCUGCUAAGAGCCUGCUGGCAGAAUUCAACCUGGGCUGCGACGUGCAGCACACUGGCCACGUGUACCGCGUCUACGUCAACACCUUCCUGGGCUUCGGAGGCAAUUUUGCCCGGCAGCGCUACGAGGACCUUGUGCUGAACCAGACCUAUGUGCACAACCGGUAUUGCUGUGUCGCCUGUGCUGGGACGUUGCGAAAUGGGGUGCAGGAGUACUGCAGCCAGCGAUGGGAGGUGCUGACCCAGCGCUUCCGCGGCGGCCUCUACUCGGCGCACGCUGACCAGCACCGGCUGAAGUACCAGUGCUUCAAAUCGGCCUGGAUGUACGAGGUCCUUCACCAGGGGUUCCGCUUCCCCCUGGACUACCCGAGCCUGCACACGGCCCAGCUGGUGUACGACCGGGAGGUGCAGGGGACGCUCGGAGCCAUCCAGCACCAGUCUUGUUUUCUAGCGAGCACCUCCCCAGCAGUGACGGCUCCUGGCUGUCGGCAUGGCUUCCUGCUGCCACGGUGGGAUGGUGGAGCUGCUCUCUGUGAUUCCAGCAGGACAGCUGAGCUCAACUCCUGA
This is a messenger RNA of Opisthocomus hoazin, 1014 nucleotides long. The record is from RefSeq and is a predicted model, not a curated record. Lineage: Eukaryota; Metazoa; Chordata; Aves; Opisthocomiformes; Opisthocomidae.